GGUAAUUAAUCUCUACGCUUCUUUCUCUGCAAUUACUCCUUGAGAGCCUCUCUCUCUAGAAUAUUGAGUAUUGUUGACUUGAGCGUCGGAGUGUUUUCCCCGAGGAAACAUCCUCGGGAUUUAUAGGUGUGGAAGCAGCUGAGGACUUCGACAGUGUUGGAUUGUGAAGCUGCCCAAACAUUUGGUGUCGUCUGUGGGAAAUUGAACGAGAAGGUGUGUAGCUUAACCUGCUGAAAGACAAAAUGGUUCGUACUUUUACAGGGGGUCGUCCCCCAAGAAAUGAAAUGGACGAACAGGAGGACGCCCAAAUAUCCGAGCCUGGCUUGAAUGACUUUAGGCCAAUGCCAAGAAACCUUUUCGUCGGGGGAGCAGAACAGGAUCACCUAAGUGAAACGGAUGAUGAUGAAAGAACACCAACUGGAUAUGCAACCCAGCCUGAACAGUUCCAAGUUCCAACAGGAACAAGACAAAGACCUUCCAGACCAUACAAUUCACAGCAUGAACGACCUGAAAGGUCAACAGAGCCUGCUCGGACGACCGAGCUCGAAGAGAGAACUAGAAUUCUCGAAAUGGCAAUGGGUAAAAUCCUUGCCCGCCUGAUCCCUAAUGACCCCCUAAUUCCAUUCUUGAACAGGGAUGCACAACCAACUGCAGUUGUUGCAACUCGAAACUCCCCUGCUCUAAGCAACAUAGUGGUGCCGACCAGACCGAGGGGAAGCGGGAAGCUAAAUAACGAGCCCAACUCGUCCGAACAUAGUGAAGAACUGAUGAGGAAAAAUUCAAACCUGGAAAAGCAGCUAAGGGACCCUGGCCGGUUUUUGGACGACCUGCUGGAAAAUCCACCCAAGUCGUGGAAUGAAGUAAAUGACAGGUCGGCAAGCUUCAUAUUAUCCGAAAAUUUUCAAUCUUCUAAGAGACUGGCUGAUGACAAGCAAGGAAAAGAGCCCAGGCAGCCUGAAAACAGGGAUGACAAGAAGAAACAGAAGGUCGGCAAGCAGAGAGGAAAACCACCUUCCUAUCCAAAAUAUGAUAGCUACAUCCCCCUGAGCUCGUCACGUUCCCAGAUAUUGGCACAGAUACAGCACUGGGUCAAGAGACCCUCUCCACAAACGCAUGAUUCUUCAAGAGCUAACAGAAGCAAAUACUGCGACUAUCACCGUGUCUACGGCCAUAACACAGAAGACUGUCCGUACUCAUUUGAGCCGAACAGAGAAUACAGGGGACACCCGUUCAAUAGGCGUGGACAAGGACAUAAAGCACAUGCACAGAACCAAAAGGACCACAGAGCGGUUGGGUAUGGUGGAAUACCCCUGCCAUCCGGCACAAUCAAUAUGAUCUCCGGUGGUAUGCAUGCAGGAGGUCAAAGCGCCCGAGGUCGCAAGGCAUACGCUCGCCAGGUGAUGACAGUAAAUAAGAACCGGCCUCUUAAGCGCCCGUUUGAAGAGGCAGAGUGGGAGAAUGUGACCAUUACGUUUAGUCCGACAGAUUACCAGCGAGCAGAAGGGGAGCCUGACGUCGUGAUGCCUCAUGCAGACCCUUUUGUAGCAACAGUCCAUAUAGGCAAUCAUAAUGUCAAUAAGGUUUUCAUUGACACGGGUAGCUCCCCCGAUAUCUUGUAUUGGAGCUGCUUCCAAAAGAUGCAGCUGAACCCCAGCUCGUUACAAAAAUAUGAAGGGCCUAUCUAUGGGUUUGAUAAUCAACCCGUCCUAGUGGAGGGAGUAAUUACACUUCCCAUUUAUGUGGGUUCAGAACCACGCUUCAGGAUGGCUUUAGUCAGCUUCUUGGUCAUCAAAAUGGAGUCAGCCUUCAAUGCCAUAUUAGGAAGGGCUACUCUGUGCGAGCUGAAGGCUAUUAUCUCACAACCCCAUCUCUGCAUGAAAUUCCCAACACCUCAAGGGGUAGGAGUGCUAAAGGGGAGUCAAAGGAUGGCUAGGGCAUGUUAUCAAGAUACAUUUAAGAAGGUUGAGCUCGCUGUAGCCCUGAGAGGCUCUGAAAGUAGCAGGCCGAGUAAGCUUGGCCAACAGACAAUGAGCAUAUCGGACAUUGAGCACAGACCUGAGGGUGUCGAGCAGAAAGUAGAGCCGGUAGAGCCAGUAGAAACCGUUCCUUUAAACCCUGAUGUGCCGGAAAGAACAAUCAAGAUCAACACCAAGCUCACAGAAGAAGAACGAGCAGAGCUUCUGGAGUUUUUUAGGGUCAAUCAAGAUGUGUUUGCGUGGACUACGGAUGAAAUGCGUGGCAUCCCUGUAGAAUUGACAGUCGACAAACUCAACACGGACCCCACUAAAAGGCCGAUGGUGCAGAAACGUCGCCUUUUUGGCCCGGAGAAGCAGACUACUAUAGAUGAAGAAAUACAGAAGCUACUACAAGCAGGCUUCAUCAAGAGAGUGGAAUACUCUAAGUGGGUAUCCAACCCGGUGCUCGUUAAAAAACCAAAUGGCAAGUGGAGGAUGCGUAUUGACUUCACCAACUUAAAUGAGGCAUGUCCAAAAGACCCUCAUCCCUUGCCUAAUGUGGAGAAGCUAGUAGAAUGGGCAGCCGGGCAUGAGCGGAUGAGUUUCCUUGAUGCUAGCUCAGGGUAUCACCGGGUUCAGUUAUUACUAGAUGACCAGGAGAAAACAUCUUUCAAUGCCGGUGACGCAAUCUACUGCUAUGUCAUGAUGCCCCCAAAUGAAGCUGAAUCCCCUAAAGUGCACGUUCGCUUAGAAUCAGGAAAAUUCCUAGGGUACGUGGUAUCCAAGAAAGGAAUUGAAGUGAACCCAGAGAAGGUUCUGGCCAUUCAGCAGAUGGAGCCUCCCAAGACUGUAAAGGAUGUGCAGUGCCUGACAAGUCGUGUAGCCGUGUUGCACAGAUUCGUAGCCAGGUCGGCGGAAAGGUGCCUACCAUUUUUCAAAGCCUUACGAGAGCCCAAGCAUUUUCAAUGGACCGACGAGUGUCAGCGGGCGUUUGACGAGCUCAAGCAGUACCUGGCAUCUGCACCCCUGCUGUCUAAGCCGGUGGAAAGAGAGUUUAUAUCUAUACAUGGGGAUUAUGGAAAAGAGCAAAACUAUCCAUUAGCAGAAAAGGCUGCCUUUGCCCUGGUUUACACAAAACCUAAACUCUCUAGUCAGCUUAUUGGAUGGAGCGUCGAGCUGAGUGAAUAUGACCUCAAAUUUCAGCCGCGCACAACCAUAGAAGGCCAGGCCAUUGCAGACUUUCUGGUGAAGUGCAUCUCAACGAUUAAGGAAGAAAAAGCACCCGAACAUCCAGUCUGGGUUUUGUAUGUUGAUAGAGCUGCUAGCGUUGAAGGAUCCGGUGCUGGGGCUGUAUUAGUGGGCCCAGAUGGCUUUAAGUUUGAGCACGCACUGAGGUUUAAGUUUCAGAUGACUAACAAUGCUAUAGAAUAUGAAGCCCUCAUUUACGGAUUGAAGUUGGCUUCCAAGCUAAAGGUACAGAGCAUUCAGGUUUUCAGCGAUUCUCAGCACGUUGUGGGCCAGGUGAAUGGCAGUUGUGAAAUCAGGGAUCCCCAGCUCGGUCGUUAUGCCUCUGUGGUCAACAGAUUGAAGUCAAUGUUUGUCUUUUUCCAAAUUAAUAAAAUACCAAGAGCAGAUAACCACCGAGCUGAUGAGCUGUCAAAGUUGGCCUCCUCGCAGGACCUUAACCCUCAGAGAUCGACGAUUGUCGAGGUGCUUGACGCCCCGAGCUACACCGAUCUCACCAUCGAGUGCCAGUUGCUAAGCACAGAUCCCUCCUCACCAAGCUGGACUACCCCGCUCAUGAAUUAUCUGCGAAAUGGUGAGCUGCCUGAAGAUUCAUUCGCUGCAAAGUUGGUGAGAUGCAGGGCGGCGCAUUUCACUUUGAUAGAUAAUCAGCUUUACAAACGAGCAGCCUCAAUGCCCCUAUUACGCUGCCUUACUCCUUAUGAAGUCAAAUACGCCGUGAGGGAAAUUCAUGAAGGAGUAUGUGGCACACACAUAGGAGGCAAGACUUUAACUCGGAAACUCCUUAAGCAGGGGUAUUACUGGCUAACUAUGGUUGAAGACGCGCAGAAUUAUGUCAAGAAGUGCCCGACCUGCCAAUUCAACGUUGAUGAUAUACAUAUGCCAGGAGAAACGCUCUCACCACUCUCAUCUCCCUGGCCUUUUGCUCAAUGGGGAGUCGACCUGCUCGGCCCUUUUGUGAAAGCUCGAUCAUCUGUUUUCAAGUUUGGCAUACCUAAACGGAUCAUUGCUGACAAUGGUCCGCAGUUCCGAGCCGACGCAUUGAGGUCGUUUUGCAGCGACUACAGCAUUGAGCUCUCCUUGACGUCUGUGUAUACUCCACAGUCAAACGGACAGGCCGAGUCCGCCAAUAAGAUCGUCUUGCGAGGCCUCAAGACGCGUGUCUUAGCUGCGUGUUCUAAUUGGGUUGACAAGCUCAAUAGAGUGCUUUGGUCUUGUCGCACUACACCCAGCUCGGCCACAGGCGAAACCCCAUUCAGCCUUGCUUAUGGAGUUGAGGCCGUCAUCCCAGUGGAGAUCGGAUUGCCCUCUAAUAGAGCAGGUCGGCACGACGAUGCUAACAAUGAGCAACUAUUGAGAGAGAACUUGGUCCUUGUGGAAGAGGUCAGGGAGAUGUCUUGAAUGAGAAAUAUGGCGCAUCAAAGUCGUGUGGCAAAAUUUUAUAAUAAGAGAGUUCGAGCUCG
This is a messenger RNA of Rubroshorea leprosula, 4663 nucleotides long. The record is from the annotation of a GenBank genome assembly. Lineage: Eukaryota; Viridiplantae; Streptophyta; Magnoliopsida; Malvales; Dipterocarpaceae.